Messenger RNA from Thyridium curvatum, 1326 nucleotides. RefSeq lists its product as uncharacterized. The coding region runs from base 1 to 1326 and encodes 441 amino acids. The transcript has 2 exons. NCBI's taxonomy places the organism in Eukaryota, Fungi, Ascomycota, Sordariomycetes, Thyridiales, Thyridiaceae. The record is from RefSeq and is a predicted model, not a curated record.
AUGGCCGAACUUUGGGACCUGGUUGCCUCGUCUCAGAAGCAACAGCAAGCUCUUGGCGAACGGGUGAAAGAGCUCGAUGGUUCCUGCAAAGCAUCCAACCAUGGCGCGAGGCAUCUACUGGAAUGCGAAUCGUGUUACGGCAAGCUGGUCGACUUGAUGCGACGUCGUUAUCUCGAGUCGACAGAGGAAGAAUGGUUCUCGGGACGCAAAGCGUUCUUGCGCGAGUUAGAUCGCAUGUUCACAGAUGCAAAAGACUUGAAAGUCACGCUCAAGGACGUUGAUGCACGCAUCGUCAAGGAGCGAGAUCAGUGGCUACGCCUGCGGAUCAAGGCCUCUACAACGAUACCCGUCCUCGCAGAAGCAUCGAUGAGCCAGGCCGAAUUCAAGUCAAAGCUUAUUGAUCCGAACGUCCAGCCUAGGAAAUUGCUGGAAGAGAUAUUGAAUGCCGCAUCGGUACAACAGCUACGGUCGGAUAAUGCAGAGAAGCUGCAAAAAGCGGUGGACGCCUCGGAUGGUGAUCGAUCUCAGCUGCUAAAGGAGCUGAUCAUUCCCGCCGAGCUAUCUGAGAAGUCUGACAUUGCAGAUGUCUCAAGCCAGCUAGGUGACGACGUCCCCAUAUCCUCAGCAUUUAAGAGUGUGCUCUCUAGAAGAGAGGCAGCGUCACGCAAAGGGAAUGAGAUGAAGAAAUGGCAGAGACGCCUCGACGAGCUUCGCAGGGCCCAAGGUGCGCAUCACGCCCAGCAAAAGAGGAUGUCAGACGCACGACAGGGCGUUCCGCCGCGACCGGAACUCCUACAAAAGUCGGUCAAGUGCGAAACCUGUUCCAAAGAAAUCGACCCAGCCGACUCAGCACUGGUCUGCCGUCCAUGUCUCUUCUUCAUGGAAGCACACGUCCGGGACAAAGCCGCUAUCUAUUGCUCGCGAGAAUGCGCCGAAAAAGGCCAGGAUGAGCACUGUGCGGUUUCCCAUCAAUGCAUCUCCGAUGAUACGUGUGUGCAAGCCUCUGACGGAGAAGAUGUUGUGAUGAGUGGAGUGGACGAUGAGCCAGUCCUCUGCAGAGAAUGCACGCAGACGCUCAAGCUAGAAGCUAUGUUCUGUUCCAGGGACUGCGCUAGUGCCAACUUCCAACGUCAUAGGGAGAGUUCUCAUCUGCCGAUGCGCAAGGAGAAGAAUCUUAAGGUUGAUGAUGGCAGAGACUUGGUGUACGACAAGGAUGAUCAAACACGGUACCAUGUUAAAGAUAUUGGAGACCAUAUCAUGGGGUUUGAUGAUGAGAACAUCGUGACCGGGGAGGGCGCCAACUCGGAAAUACGAGUGAAGACUUAG